AGGGGGCCGGAGAGCGGAGCGGAGGCUGCGCCUGGGAGCUAGGGCGGGGGUGGGCCCAGGCGCCUGGUGAGCGCACCGCCCUCCGCCUGGCCGCGGGGGAGGGGCCGCGGGCGCUGACAGACCGGGCCAGCCCUGGCUCCGGACUGAGGCCGAGAAAAUACACAAUGUCAGCUGUGGGGCAGCAACAAGAACAGUUGUCCCAAUCAGAUCUUUCCCCAUCAUCAAAUUCAUCUAGUUCCUUUGAGAUAAUAGACAUGGAUGCUGCCAGUUUGUACGAGCCUGUAUUUCCUCAUUGGUUUUACUGCAAGAUAAUAGAUUCUAAAGAGACAUGGAUUCCUUUCAACACUGAAGAUUCACAGCGGCUGGAAGAAGCCUAUGGUUCUGAAAAAGAUUGUAAUGGAAUGGUUGUUCCCACUGAUGGGGGCCGAUAUGAUGUACAUUUGGGAGAGAGGAUGCGGUAUGCUGUGUACUGGGAUGAGCUAGCAUCAGAAGUAAGACGCUGUACCUGGUUUUACAAAGGAGACAAAGACAAUAAAUAUGUUCCCUAUUCAGAGAGCUUCAGUCAACAAUUAGAGGAAACCUACAUGUUUGCUGUAACUUUGGAUGAAUGGAAAAAGAAACUUGAAUCCCCAAACAGAGAAAUCAUUAUAUUACACAAUCCAAAGCUGAUGGUCCAUUACCAGCCAGUGGCGGGAUCUGAUGAAUGGGGAUCUAUACCUACUGAACAAGGGCGACCCAGAACUGUGAAGAGAGGAGUUGAGAAUAUCUCUGUUGAUAUUCCUUGUGGAGAACCCUUACAAAUAGAUCAUCUGGUUUUUGUGGUCCAUGGAAUUGGACCAGCUUGUGACCUUCGAUUUAGAAGCAUUGUACAGUGUGUUAACGAUUUCCGUGGCGUUUCCUUGAAUCUGCUACAGACACACUUUAAGAAAGCUCAAGAACAACAACAGAUUGGCCGGGUAGAGUUUCUUCCUGUCAACUGGCAUAGCCCUUUGCAUUCUACGGGUGUGGAUGUAGAUCUGAGGAGAAUUACUCUGCCCAGCAUCAACCGUCUUCGACACUUCACCAAUGAUACGAUCCUAGAUGUCUUCUUUUAUAAUAGCCCCACCUACUGUCAGACUAUUGUGGACACAGUUGCUUCUGAAAUGAACCGAAUAUACAAACUCUUUCUGCAGAGGAACCCUAAUUUCAAAGGGGGUGUAUCCAUAGCUGGUCAUAGUUUAGGCUCACUUAUAUUGUUUGAUCUCCUAACAAAUCAGAAAGAUCCUUUGGAGGACAAUGACAGUAGAAAGGUUACUCCAAGAGUUGUUUUGGAUCAAGGAGGUACACUGGACCUGGAAGAAGAUUUGAAGAAACUUCAACUCUCUGAAUUCUAUAAUCUCUUUAAGAAGGAGAAAAUAGAUAAAGCAGCUCUGGCUUUGUGUACAGACAAAGAUCUUCAGGAAAUAGGAAUUCCUUUGGGACCAAGAAAGAAGAUACUAAACUAUUUUACAAAUGGGGAAAACAAACAGGGUAUUAACAAACAGAAUCAGCAGCCAGUUUUUGGAGGGAAUUUACCUGUACUUUCAGAAAAAAUCAAAGAUUGUAAUAGUACUGAUGGUGCUGGAAAUGAUGAGUAUUUGGAUAUUAGCAUUGGUCAGGCUUCUGUGAAAUACCCUAGACUGAUUUAUAAACCAGACAUCUUUUUUGCCUUUGGAUCUCCUAUUGGAAUGUUCCUUACUGUCCGAGGACUGAAAAGAAUUGAUCCCAACUACAAACUUCCAACAUGCAAAGGUUUCUUCAAUAUUUAUCACCCUUUUGACCCUGUGGCAUAUAGGAUUGAGCCAAUGGUGGUUCCAGGAGUGGAAUUUGAGCCUAUGUUGAUCCCGCAUCAUAAAGGCAGGAAAAGGAUGCAUUUGGAACUGAGAGAAGGCUUGACCCGGAUGAGCAUGGACUUAAAGAACAAUGUGCUGAGUUCCCUACGAAUGGCCUGGAAGUCUUUUACCAGAACUCCAUACCCAGCCCUUCAGGCCACAGAAGCAGCUGCUGCAGAUGAAACUGAGCCUGAACCUGAACCCAUUCCAGAGAAGCCUAGUGAUGUUCAAGCAGGAGACUCACCUGUGGCAGAUAAAGAAGAAACUCCUUCUAUCAAUGUUGGAAUGCUGAAUGGGGGCCAACGCAUAGACUAUGUAUUACAGGAGAAACCUAUUGAAAGCUUUAACGAAUAUUUAUUCGCACUGCAAAGCCAUCUCUGCUAUUGGGAAUCAGAGGAUACCGUUUUAUUGGUCCUUAAAGAAAUCUACCAAACCCAGGGAAUCUUCUUGGAUCAGCCUAUCCAAUGAAAAACACCAUCUCUACCUUAUCCGUGGCUGCUUAACAUGAACACUGAAGAUUGCUUCUCUAGAAAACUCACCUUUUCUGUUGCCACUGCCACCGUCUUGAACAUGGCCUGUCUCUUGCCCCUGCCCCCUGCCUGCCAUGAGGAGGAAUCAACUUCUUCUGGAAAUGUUGUAUAUGUUUUUAUCACUGGUUUCAUGUGAAAAUGAUUAUCUUUUCACCAUAGCCAGUGGUAAGGGCAUCUUUACUUCACAGUAUCUUCUCUCAGCAUUAUGUAGGCUGCAAAAUAGACCUGUACAUAUUGGGUUUGAGUAAAUAGAGAACUUCCUCUUGAACUAUUUGGAAAAACCCCUUGUUGUUUGUGACUUGAACUUAACAGCUGGGUAGUAAUGAGAUAACUUGUAUUCAGAGUUAUAGUGCAUAUGCACCAUAAGUCUGAGUGGCAUUGUCAUGGAAUAGGCCAAAACUACACCAAGGAAAGGGUCUUCUGAACUAGUGUUAAAUCAGGUACUUACAUCCAAAGACAUCAAAUAUCUUAGAACAGUAGUUUCAGACUCAAAUAGAAAGAGAUCCCUGCCACUCAUAUUGACUUAGAAAACCACAAAUUCACAUUAUAUUGUAUUGUAUUGUCUUUUUAUUUAUUCUGUUAAAUGUUUCCCUAUUACAUGCUAAGCUGGCCCAGGCCUUCCUAUGGUGUUCUUCAGGCCUGUUUGAUACCUCUGUCUUAGAAACUUUUUUCCCAUACUGUACCUCAUGCUGGGAAGCCCAGUAUACAGGUAUAUAUAUGGAGGGUGAGGUUAAAAAAAACCUAAAUCACUUCCUUUCUUUGAGAAUGCACAAACACACUGCAGAUUGAUGAGUUCUAUUAGGCCACAUGUACUAAAAAUAAAACAGGAAGUCUGCUAGUGGAACCAUUUCAAUGAAACGGAACCUUUGUAAAAUCUCUUGCCAAACCCACGUGGGUGAGGGUGGUAUUGUUUGCCUUCUGCAAGCAUGGUUAGGAUGCUAUUUGUAAACUGCCACUUUGUUGUAGCUCCACUCUCCUGAGUGCUUAUUAGAAGGGCUCUUGGCAGGCUAUAUAGGCUGAGCAGGUGCUUUGGGGCAGCAUUCAUGUCACUCAUCCUGGCCUCCAGGGGGGCCAAAAUGAUAGCCAUGGUAGUAUAUACACACUGCCAGCUGAGCCUGGAAUGGCCUGGCACUUGUGGUGGGGCAAGUGAAUUUAUAUGAUAGGACCAUUGCCAGUGAGUCACUUUUUUUUUUUAAGGUAUUUGCAAAGUUGUGAAUGUCUUUCUCUUCAUGGCUUGGGUAUUGCUAACCUGUGUGGGAGUGAAACUAUUACAAGUUUCACUACAGUCUUUACUCUUUUGAAGACUGUCACCCUCCACUUUUAGAGCACUAGAAGCAGGAAGGCUUCAUUUAAAAAUUAAUUUAUUAUAUCACUGUACUAAGGCUAGAAUCAUCUCACAGUAUAUUUUCAGGAUAGCAGUGGCCUUUACAGAGAAAUGCUAGGAGGCAGGGAAGCUCCCUGGCAAAGGGCUGUCCUACACUCAUCUCAAUGACUGAAGAGAAUAAGACAGAACCUGGCCUCUUCUUGUCCCCCUGAUUGCAAGCAAAUACUGACCAAUAGAAAAUAUUGUUACAUGGGAUAUUGUCUAUUAUGUUUAUUAUGUAAAAUGUGAUGAGCGUGAAUUAAAUGUUGGUAAAAGCCCCAGGAAGCAUCUGAGCUAUGCAUUGAACAGCUGAUGCUUCUGAUGCAGCCUGCAUCAGGUCAGUUGAUGAACCAAAUGACAAGAAAUGUUGCUCCCUUGUAACCAAAGAUGAAAAGGGUAUAAAGAAGGUAGCUGAGAUUUAACCACUCUCUGCACUAAAAGUGGGGAAUAUUAGUGGGGAGAAAUGUUUGUUUGUAAGAGCUUUGUCUUUUUCCCACCCGUGAUGUAUCAUGGUAUGUAUGGUGUGUAUUUGUUGGAUGUCAGCCUUUGACUUAACUUUUAUUUGUAUAUUACUUGCACUACUUAAAAUGCAUCAUGUGCAAUCUCUUGACCAAUCUUGAAAAGCUUACUUAGUCUGUUCUGAAAUCCUUCCCAGUGCAGUGACAUUUUAAACAUAUUCCUGGCAAUAGAAUUAGCACUGCCCAUUUUAGCAAAAGCAACUGUUUGCUGCAUGGAACCACUAACAGUUCUGAUUGGCUUUUCAAUAUGGGGCACUUUUGAAAUGUUUGUUUUUUAUAAUGUGAACCUCUAUACAAUUCUUCGUUGAAUUCGGAAAUAAAACCUUACUCACAGA
Molecule: messenger RNA, 4596 nt
Organism: Dromiciops gliroides (monito del monte)
Lineage: Eukaryota; Metazoa; Chordata; Mammalia; Microbiotheria; Microbiotheriidae
Gene: DDHD2
Product: DDHD domain containing 2
Exons: 18
Coding region: 165-2318 (717 amino acids)
Cellular component (GO): COPII-coated ER to Golgi transport vesicle
Molecular function (GO): metal ion binding; protein binding; triacylglycerol lipase activity
Source: RefSeq, a predicted model, not a curated record